AUGGCAUCGGAUGGUCAUUUGUGCUACCUGAACCGUGAUGUUCGGUUUUUGAGCAAAGUGGAUGCCGACUGGGCGCGGGACCUGCUUCCUCCCCAACGUUUGCCAAUUCCGCCCGAGCUGGAGGUGCCUGUUUUGCCGCAGGAAGGCCAAGGCCCCCGUGCCCCACCACUGACUCUGGAUUGUGUCUGCCAUGUAUUACGUCUUGGUGCAGAUAAGGAGGAUGAGAAUGAAGAGGACAAAUGGCAUGACAACGGUAUCGAUCGACUCGUUAACUUUGAAGAUACCGCUUCCGCAGUGUCCUCGUAA
This is a messenger RNA of Monosiga brevicollis MX1, 306 nucleotides long. RefSeq lists its product as uncharacterized. The transcript has 4 exons. Bases 1 to 306 code for a protein of 101 amino acids. NCBI's taxonomy places the organism in Eukaryota, Choanoflagellata, Craspedida, Salpingoecidae. The record is from RefSeq and is a predicted model, not a curated record.